CUCGCAGCACAUCUCCGUCGCACGCCCGGCCCCUUGGCCUCCCUCUCCUCUCCACGCCGACCAGCGCGCCCGUCUGCUCCCCCCCGACGCUGGCUGCACAAUCAUGUCUCUCAACGGGCUCGACGCGGUGCAGGUCACACAGGCCUACCAGGGGGCUCUGGCCGAGGCCGGUGGAUGGUUCCUGCUCAAGUACACGUCCAGGGAUGCCGUCGAGGUCCUUACGCGCGGAUCCGGUGGAGUCGGAGAAGCACGCACCGCCGUCGCCCAAUACGACGAGACGUCGCCGCUAUACGGCCUGCUGCUGUACCGCCGCCGCAAGGUGCUCGUCCGCUACGUGCCCGAGGGGACCUCGCGCCUGCUGCAAGCCCGCGUCGCGGUGCACUUCAUCGCCGUCACGGAAAAGUUCGCUCCGCACGACCUGGUCCUCUCCAUCUCCACACCGGAUGAGCUAAGCGAUGCCGCCCUUGCAUCGGCCUGCACCCUGCACACCGCCGCGCCCUCGAGCUCGUCUUCCAGCGGCUCCUCGCGCCAGCAGAAACUGAGCUGGAUCCGCGAAGAAUCAGAGGUGGGCAGCCAGGCCGGCCCCGACGACACCACCGCCCACACCGCCACCCGCGCCCCCUUGAUACCCACCAUCCACGAGCCCGCUGCCGGCGACGAGGAACCGCCCUCGCGCAACAGCUCCAUCACCUCGCAGGCGCCCGAGCCCGAGCACGAGCCCUCCCCUAUUCGCGUCGAAGAGAAGACGGUCGAGUCCAAGCCGCCGCCGGAGAUUUCCCACGUCACCAUCGGGACCGUAACCGAGACGCUAGCCUCUCCCGACUCCGACCUGACCGACAUCCACGAGACGCUCAAGAGCUACGACAGGCUGUUCGACGCCGGCUCUGAACCGCGAAGCUCCUCGCAGACGGCCCGGCCCGACUACAACGAGCUGUACGAGCACUACCUGGCCCAGUACACAAAGCCAAAAGUAAACUUGGGGCCCCGGCCACGAGCAUCGCAGGAAAGCAAGAGACCACACACCUCGGGCAGCGCCUCGCAAAUCGUUGCGAAGACCGUCUCGAGUUUGCCCUCUAACCUCCGCUCUGCGACCCGCAAAGCCACCGAGCAGAAAAAAACUGGAGACGUGACAUCCGCCUCCACCAUCUCAAUUCCUCUUCCCCCAACACCAUCAACACCCAAUCUUCCAGUCUCGCCCAUCUCCAUCACCUUCACAUCCAGAAGCCCUGCCAGCGUUCGGUCUAUGCCAGUCUCCGGAUACAACAGCCACCGCAGAUCUACAGGCAUCACACAGGACAAAGUCAGAUUGAUGAAGGCUGUGGAGCUGCGAAAGAAGCAAAUAAAAGCUCAACAGGAGAAGCAAGCAAGUACGGCGGAAGUGGAGAUUGUGGAACAAGCCAAGGACGCUGAACCUGAGGAGGUUGAUGCUACAGCGUCUGACAAUCUAAGCAACGAUCUCAGCCCUGAACUCGACUCGGGUGUGUCAUUUACCGUUGGAGAUACUGAAGAGUCUGAUACCGACAAGGAUACGUCUUUUGGAGAGGACAUACCAUCUGUUUCCACCCUGGAUAUUUCUGGUAUGGUCUUCGCAGCUAGCCAGGUGGAGAGAGACGAUCUGAAUUCCACAACGUCAAUAUCGUCUCCUGUGUCAGCUCUAACCCACGGAUCGUCGGUUGCGCCUUCGACUCGUCCAUCAUCCAUGUCCGAGGACGACCACCACAAGUCGGAAGACGAGCACAGCACUAUGGAUCUCAACGAGACCAGCACUAUGGAUCCCAACGAGACCAGCACUAUGGAUCCACUCGAUGAACAGCUGUCAGUGGGCAGCUCACCAACAGUAGUCCCCGAAAGCAGGACUCCCAUUCCUUCAAUCCACUUGCGCGUACAGUCAAAUGACGACCCCUUCGUUACUGAAGAUGACCGUGUCACAACACUUCUACCUUCAAGUCUUGAAGACGAGGCGCCCUCGAAGCGAAGUUCAAAACGUGAGUCUAUCAUCUUCAUGCCAUCCGGUGAGCCCUCCCAGCAGAACGGCACCCAAUCCAAGAGGCGUAAUAGAGAGUCCAUGAUCAUGUCAACGUCAAAAAGACAAAGUUGGUACGAAUCAAAGGAGAAACGCCGGGCGAAGCAUGGGGCUCUACAAGUCGAUGGAGAGAACUCGGAAACUGAAUACAUGUCAGAUGAAUCGUUCAUGGAAGAGAUACAAAGUGCAACGCUGCAAGAAGCGAAGCACAUGUCAGUCUCCAAGUCUCCGAUCACGCCUGUCUUUGGCCGAUUCCCAGGCGAAGCAACUACUCCUGUGAGGUCAGCAUCACAGCAGUACAACAGAGUUAGCCGUUUGUCACCAGAACAGAUGGGGCGCAAGGCUUCAGGUCCUUGGCCCCCUAAACAUGCGAAUACCGAUACAGUAGUAAUGGCUAAGAAGACCAAUGUGUCUUCUGGUAUCUCGCAAAGGAUCAAGGCACUCGCAGAGAAGUCCAACCGGGACUCGGCAUUACUUGGUGCUUCAGACUCACCAAGCUCUAACCUUGUACAAAGGAAGUCUUCCUUCUUCGCAACACCACCAGCUGUUGAGGGGUCUUCGAACGCGCGGGCAAUCCAGCGUCUAGGAAAUCCUUCAUUCUUGAAAACGCCUGCUACGACGGUGCCUGACAAGAAGCCUGUGUUACAGCCAACUCCAAAGGCGACUGUAUACAACGUGCAGAAAGCCGAGAAGCCAGAGUCUGUUCAGGUCACUGCUCGCAUUGUCCGAGAUGAGCGUACGACGCAGCCCGCACUGGUGAUGCCAACCCAGAACACCCCAUUGGAGCUUCACCAGAGCCCCCUCAUCAUCGAUCAUCAGAAGCCGGUAUUUACACCGAAGAGCCCUCCCCGUACUGCCUCAGAACCCACAUCUCCCAAGGCACCCUCUUCAUCGCAUUCACGCGAUCAGGUCCCCAAUCUUCCACGAUCAUCGUCUGAGAGCAGCUGGAAGGCAUUCGGUCGUCGUAUGAGCGAAUCGAAGUCUGUCCACAGCCAGGAAAGCCGUGACGAGAAGAAGGACGAAAAGAAAAAGGACGACAAGAAGAAGGAGAAAGAGACGCGCACGAGCAAACUGCUCAAGCGCAUGUCAUCAUCCAUGUCUGCAAUGCCCUGGAAGAACUCAAACACUAGUUCACCGCUGUCAGAAGAAGAUCUUCAAGGCACAUCCCUGGUUUCUACGCGCGAACCUCCGCCGCCCGUUCAUGUUGGCGAUCUUAACAUCCAGUUUCCGGACACAUUGCUCUGGAAGCGAAGAUGGGUCGAAAUCGACGCAGCGGGCAACCUUGUCCUAAGUCCUUCCAAGUCGAAUCAGAAGGGCGCCGUAAAGCGAUUCCACCUCAGCGAGUUCGAAACGCCAUACCCUCCUGAUCAAGACCGACAAGAGCUCCCCAACAGCGUGGUGCUAGACUUCAUCGACGGCAGGACCCUGCAGUGCGCUUGCGAGACCUACACAGCGCAAGCACAGGUCCUACAGAUCCUAAGAGAAGCCCACGACGCUUGGCUCGCAUACACACAGGCAGCAUAGCCUCGCCAACAAGUCAUCACCUCUCAUAUGUUCCCUUUACAAAAAACACGCCACCCACCUUGUUUCGUCGCCUUUUCUACCACAAAUACCUGUACCUAUACCUAUACACACCCUCACUUAGGCAAACACCCCCCGCCGCUUCCCUUUUGUCACGACCGCACGACCUUGGCCGUCUUUUUUCUUCCCUUGUGUGUGUUUUCUUGGAUAUAAAAUGGCCUUUUCGGAACUACAUCGCUCCGUUUUCUUUUCCUAGCUUGUAAACAAUCUGGUUUUUUUCGAGGCGUUCGAAUGCUCGCUUUUCUCACAAUACAUACCCCCCGCCCCCCCCCCCCCCCCCCCCC
This is a messenger RNA of Dothidotthia symphoricarpi CBS 119687, 3888 nucleotides long. RefSeq lists its product as uncharacterized. Lineage: Eukaryota; Fungi; Ascomycota; Dothideomycetes; Pleosporales; Dothidotthiaceae. The record is from RefSeq and is a predicted model, not a curated record. The coding region runs from base 104 to 3547 and encodes 1147 amino acids. The transcript has 6 exons.